CAACACGCAACGCGCUGACGCAAUUCCGCUACGCGCGAAAUUUUGAGCUUUGAGUUCUCAACAAAACAAGCGUCGGUUCCCGCUUCACACAACAACAAUCGACUGAAAGGCUCAGAAUGGCGGAGUUGGGCUGCUACUCUCCCAGCUUUAAAAAGCCGUCCGAUGUUCUGCGGAUGAGACGGAAGCGAGCGAGGAGCGAAGGACCCGGCCGGAGGACGUCGAGCCCGGCGGUGUCGGUGGACGGAGUCCGUCCGUUCUCACCGGGGCCGCUGUUGAACGCACCGGGCCGGACGAGCGGCGGCGUGAAGCGCAGAAAUCCGUUCGCGAACAUCGAGAACACCUACAACAGUCCCAAGAAAAGAGCUUUGUCAAACACCGAGGGAGAGAAAGGCGCUCUGGACGGUAAAAAGGCGGCAGUUGCGGUUUUGGACGGGAAAUUCAUAGAAGAACGAAAGAACGCUGGAACGUCAUUGAGAGAAGAGCUGUUAAAUACCGACCAUCAAAAACAACACGAGAUAAAGACGCCUGUGUCUCUCUCUGAAGAUGAUAGUUUGUUUGAGGAGGAUCUGUUUGAGCCGGAGAGAUCCACUCCAGUGCUGAAGAGUCCAGAGGCGGUUCGUGACGUGGCUCCAGCUGAAGUUUGUCUGGAGUUCCCGGCCGAUUGGUCCCUUAAAACGCGUCUGUUGUUCACGUCUCCUCAGUCGUUCUCCUGGGCUGAGCAUCUGAAGGCGCAGGAGGAGGCACAGGGCUUGAGCUCUCACUGCAGGGCCGAGUACGCCAGCUUACCUGCUCAUAUACAGGAGCCGCGGGGCUGUGCGGAGCUGCGCUGUGGUUUUCAGCAGUGUCUUCAGUACUGGCAGCACCCGUCUCUGCCCUGGCUCUCCCUCUUCCCACGGAUUGGCGCAGAACGCAAGUUCUCUGGCAAGUGCAUGCCGUGGGCGCAGGACGCAGCGCUGCAGCAGAGUCUGAUGAGCGACUGGUCUGUGAGUCUGACGUCUCUCUACAGUCUGCUGAAGGCCAGACUCUGUCCGUAUUUCUACCUGUGCUCGUAUCAGUUCACGGUGCUGUUCAGGGCGGCCGGUCUGAGCGGUGCUAAUGGCAUCAGCGCGCUGCUGUCCCCCACCACUAGAGGGCUGCGAGAGGCCAUGAAAGCAGAGGGAAUAGAGUUCUCACUCCCUCUGCUGGAGGAGAAGAGGAAGAGCAAAGACCUCGGCUCAUCUCAGCAGGGUGAGAGCGUCCAGCAGACGGACGGCGAGGAGUCGACCGGCGGCGCUGUAUUAAGCGAGCACAGCGAAAACGAGGAGGAUGAAGAAGAUGAUGACGACGGUGGAUUUUCCUGGCUGAAGGAGAUGGGCGUCCAAGACAAGAUCAAGAAACCUGAUGCCAUUUCUAUCAAACUUCGUAAAGAGCACAGAGAGGUGCGUUUGGACCACAGACCCGAAUCCGUGGUGUUGGUGGAGGGUUCGAACACCUUCACGCUCCUCAACUUCCUCAUUAACUGUAAGAGUUUGGUGGCUGGAGCCGGUUCUCAGGCAGGACUUCCUCCCACGCUGCUGGCCCCUACAGCCUUCAAAGGAGCCACACUGCACUCGCUCAAGGCCCGUACUGUGAAUGUGAAGACUCAGGUGAGAACGGGCUAUCAGGAUGUGUGCAGUCUGGAGGUGACGGGACCCAUCAUGCCCCACACACUCCACGCACUGACGCAGCUCCUCAAACCCGCUCAGAAAGGAGAGUUUUCUGUGGGUCUCUACACCCACGAACCCACGGCCGUCCUAAACGUGCCCAUCAGCCAGACCCCUGAACCUCAGCAACAGGAGGCUUUUGUACAGGAUCUGAGCAGGUGCGGCCUUCAGCAGAGCUCCGUUCAGCAGCUAGCAGCGCCGAGCAUGCUGGGAAAGAGUGCGCUCAGACAGCUGCACAUGAGAGACUAUUCGUACAGCUGGAAGUCCUGAGAUCCGGCUCUCCUGCCCCCACGGCCACUGGGAAAACAUUUAUAGAGACCUGACAGGCCCGGCCUAUUAAUAUCUGGGGCGUAUCAGGCUUCCUGUGACGCUUACAGUAGGGGAAGCAGCUCACAUGAGCAUGGACGAACUCACUUCAACUUCAUCUUUAUCUUUAUAGAGACUGUGCUUGUAAAUAGUGUAGCUUUUAUAGUGUGCUGUAUGAAAACAUUAGAUGUUUGGACAGAGUUGUUUUAUUUUUAUGGACUGUAAUAAUGUAUUAGACUGUAUGUGUGAUUUAAAGUUUAAUUUUUAAUCAGCGUCUAAGUGAAGUAUGUGUGUUAAAAUCUUUCAUGAUCUGUUAAAAUCCUUUUCGCCAGUGUGUUUGUCACGCUUGUAUGAAUUUUAUUAAAUUAAUAAGUUGAAAUAU
Molecule: messenger RNA, 2370 nt
Organism: Labeo rohita (rohu)
Lineage: Eukaryota; Metazoa; Chordata; Actinopteri; Cypriniformes; Cyprinidae
Product: protein downstream neighbor of son homolog
Exons: 10
Coding region: 117-1952 (611 amino acids)
Biological process (GO): nuclear DNA replication
Cellular component (GO): nucleus
Source: RefSeq, a predicted model, not a curated record